AUGUCCGGAAACCGCCCCACCCCCCUCACCCCGCGGGUGCUGGACACCCUGCGCAGCCAGCCCGGCAUGCCAGCAGACAUGUGGUACGUCGUCGUCGCGACCACGCUGUGCGUCCUGAACAGGCCCGACGAGAUCCAGGACGUAUUCAGGCACGCCGUGGCGGCAGACGCAGCCGCGGAUGCGGGCGCAGGCGCAGGUACCACGGGCGUGGUCGCAGAUCACCAUCAUCACGCGCGACAAUUGAGGAUAGCGCGGCGCCUGCGCGAGGCUCUGCUCAAGACAUCCGCCAUAGGCGGGCUGCCAAAGACCAUCAACGCCCUCCAGGAGCUCAAGAAGGCUGUGCCGCCGGGGUGCAUCGACGAGCCGCAGGGCUCGUCCCCGACCAACCGCCGUCGCGACCUAUACGACACGCCCGUGCCAGACGUCCUCGGCCGCGGCAGGCGCUUCUUUGACGGAUGCUACGGCAAGGUCGCCCCUCGCGUCAUGACGUCCCUGGACACCUGCGGCACCGAGGACCUUGGCCUCGCCGUGCGCCUUGCCUACGGUUACCUCCUCAGCACCACCUCCGUGCUGUCAGAGGCCGAGACCUCCUUCGUCAUGAUCGCGGGCCUCGUACCGCAGGAUGUAAACCCCCAACUCAAAGGGCACCUAAGGGGCGCCCUGAACGGCGGCGCAAGCGUUGAGCAGGUACGCGCCGUGAGACAGGUCUCCAUCCAGGUCUGCCGGGCGUCGGGCAUGCGCCUGCUCACGGCCGACGACCCUCCUGGCUGCUGGGGCUGGCGGGCCGAGGUACAGGACCUCUAG
Diaporthe batatas is the source of this 804-nucleotide messenger RNA. RefSeq lists its product as uncharacterized. The record is from RefSeq and is a predicted model, not a curated record. The transcript is spliced from 3 exons. Lineage: Eukaryota; Fungi; Ascomycota; Sordariomycetes; Diaporthales; Diaporthaceae. Bases 1 to 804 code for a protein of 267 amino acids.